This is a messenger RNA of Carcharodon carcharias (great white shark), 2432 nucleotides long. RefSeq names its product translin-associated factor X (gene tsnax). Bases 478 to 1377 code for a protein of 299 amino acids. Gene Ontology annotation, cellular component: cytoplasm; nucleus. The transcript is spliced from 7 exons. Gene Ontology annotation, molecular function: sequence-specific DNA binding; RNA endonuclease activity; RNA binding. NCBI's taxonomy places the organism in Eukaryota, Metazoa, Chordata, Chondrichthyes, Lamniformes, Lamnidae. The record is from RefSeq and is a predicted model, not a curated record.
GUUCCACCAGGUUCCUGAACUAGACUGUCGGUAAAUGGCUGGUGGCGAGACUUGUGUUAAACGAUCCAACUGCACGUUGGUUUUAUUCAGCUACGUAUUUUGUUGUUCCUGAUUUAAAAUCUAAAUUUUGUAUAUUUAAAAAAUCCAGCUGGGUUGCGGAAUUGAACGCGGUUCAGGAUAGUGGGCAGAUACCUACAGGCUGGCUUUUGUGCUGCGGGUGCCGGAGACGGUUUGAGAUUCCCUGGAGUGGCCGUGGAUACCUGAGAGUGGGGCCAGACCGGAGCGAAAUCAGAACAGCAAGACAUUCUGACUCCCUGGGGCAGCCGAGAUGAGUAGAGAAGUUCCCUAUUUUCUCUUCCUUCUUUCUUGAAUAGUGGAAUUAUAAGCCAUUGGGACCAUUCUAGAAUCCAGGGACUUUUGGAAAAUCAUAACCAGCACAUCCACUAUCUCUGCAGCUACCUCUUUUAGAACCCUUGGAUGCAGACCAUCAAGUCCUGGUUUUCUUCGAGUUCAGGUGGAUUCCGAAAACGAAAACAUGAUAAUGUGCAGCCUCGUAACCGAAAGGAAGAAAGGGAAAGUAAUAUAAAUCCAUCCUCUCCAGUGCUGUUAUCCUUCAAGUCCUUUCAAAAGGAGCUAGAUGCAAAGCAUGAUAAAUAUGAGAGGCUAGUAAAACUCAGUCGUGAUAUUACUAUUGAAAGCAAACGGAUUAUUUUUCUUCUGCACAGAGUAACCAGCAUUAGUGACAUUGAGGAAUUGCUAAAUGAAUCUGAGGGCAAAUUUGGUGAUGUUAGACUAAAGAUCCAGCAAAUUUCCCAGGAACUGAUUGGUGAAGACACGUGCCAAUUUCACCGUGCAUUUUCUCCAGGAUUACAGGAAUAUGUGGAAGCUAUUUCAUUCCAACAUUUCAUUCGGACCAGAAGCCUGAUUAGCCUUGAAGAGAUUAAUAGGCAUUUAGUCUUUGCUCCAAAAAAAGGUGAAGCAGAGAAUUCUGAGGUCUUGGCCUUAUCCAAUUCACAGGAUGGGAAACAGAAACAACUUUUCUGUCUGCAGGUGACUCCCACAGACUACCUGUUGGGGGUUGCAGAUUUGACUGGUGAAUUGAUGCGCAUGUGUAUCACCAGCAUAGGCAAUGGGGAUAUUGAAACACCCUUUGAGGUGAGCCAGUUUCUACGUGCUAUCUACGAUGGGUUUACUUACAUUGGUAACACUGGACCUUAUGAAGUUUCUAAGAAGCUUUACACAUUGAAACAAAGUCUAGGAAAGGUGGAAGAUGCCUGUUACACAUUGACUGUGAGAGGCUCUGAAAUUCCAAAACAUAUGCUUGCUGAUGUGCUUAGCUCAAAAACAUCCAUGAGCGAACAUGAGGAAGGUAUAUAAUUAAUAAGACAUCAAGGGAAAAGGUAUGGGUCUGUUGAUACACACAAGUUAGUUAUUUGUUAGCUUAAUUAUGGGAAUAAUGUAAUUUACCUUUCGUUGAGUUGCACACUACAUGCAACCAGGAGAUCCAAUAUUAAAUUUUUUGUAUUUUCCCCAAAUGUAUUCAGCUGUAUUCUAUCCAUUACAUUACAGAAUUCCUGAUCUAGAGGCUGUUUUGACUACAAAUAUAGUUGAAAGUUGAAUGUUGAACCAGAAUUUUAAACUGCUUUCGAAAAUAAUGCUGAUGUUCAAAAUAGGAAUGAGAGUGUCUCAGAAUUUGGCAGAAUAUCACUGCUGCUGCUUUUGUAGGGAGAACCGUAAGGUCUCAUCUAUGGCCUAAUUUUUUCAAAUUGGUUAUGCUUGGCUAUCAGAUGAGUAUAUUUUAGCUCCCACAUGCCCUUUAUUUGUAAACUGCCCAGCAAUCCCCAAAAAUAUAAAUGUUUCCACUUCCUUAUAAAAGGUUUUUUUUUGCUGAAGGUAGUUUUGAUACACAAUAAACGAAAUUGCAUUGUGUUAGAGUAGACACAACAGAACAAAUUUUAUUGUAUGCCAUUUUCACAAUACAAUUCCUAAUAAUAAAAAUUAAAUGAAUCAGUAUUGUUUGGAUGCUAUGGGUGAUAUAGCUACAUUCUGUAGACCAAUGCGCUGAAGGUAUCUUUGAGAUGAAAUUUGACUUGUAUAUGUUGUAAAAACUGAAAGUGCUGGAAAUAUUCAGGUCAGGCAGCACCUGUGAAGAGAGAGAAGUGGUGUUAAUGUUUCAGUUGACAACCUGAAACAUUAACUUUGUUUUGCUCUUCACAGAUGCAGCUUGACAUGAGUAUUUUCAGCUUCUGCAGUAUUUUGCAUCUGUAGUUGCAUAUGUUGAUUUUAUUUGCAUCUUUGAAUAUGAAGACUGGAUUGAACUUAAGUUUUUAAUGUAAGCGCAUAACAUAACUAAGAACAUUGAUGCAAAAAUGCUUUUCCAUUUUAUGUACUUGCUUAACCAAAAUAAAACUGUUGAAAUUGAAAUAGCAAAA